Molecule: messenger RNA, 1356 nt
Organism: Candidula unifasciata
Lineage: Eukaryota; Metazoa; Mollusca; Gastropoda; Stylommatophora; Geomitridae
Source: the annotation of a GenBank genome assembly
AUGCAGAGAUGGACUUCAUUUAUCAGACCCUUGUUGUCUGAUCUAAGAUUUUCAGCUGCAAAAAGUGAAACAGUGUCCAUUUAUGGCCUCUUGACUUGUCGUCAUACCGGACUUGGAUUAACAGGGUCAAGUAAUUUAAGAACUAGUAAUCGUAACCAGUUACUCCAGACGGCACAGACAUUCAUCAGAAGACAACAAUGGGGCACUUAUCAAACCCGGGUCUUUCACACAAGCAGUCGCCGUCCAAUCCAUCCGGUGCUGUGGAUAUUUCUGAAACCAUUAGCCAAAUUUUCAGCUGUUUUGACUGGCAGGAGUCUGCGGAUAUGGUUCAGGAGCCUUAAACCUGCCCAGAGAAAGAAAAUAUGGGCUGCGGUCAAACGUCACUGGUAUAUUUCUGCUGGGGUCCCCGCAGCUCUUGCCGCUUCAGCAGGUAUCUACUAUGUGAGUCAUAUAGAGGAGACUCCAGUGACGGGGAGAAAGAGGUUCAUUGCACUGACCCACGAUCAGAUUGUGAAGAUUGCUCAAGCUGAGGCUACGCAGCUGAUAGAGAUAUAUGGAACUAAGCAACAUGCACCAAACGAUCCACAGUCCCUACGUGUGCUGCAGGUAGCCAGGCGACUUCUUUCAGCAAACCCUGAGCUGCGGAAGAUGCAGUUCAGAGAAUGGCAGAUAUAUGUUAUCAAAGAUCCUCUUGUCAAUGCCUGUGUUUUACCUAGCGGCCAUAUGUUUGUUUUUGAUGGGAUCCUAGAAGUGGCCAGUACACAGGACCAACUGGCAAUAAUACUUGGACACGAGAUGGCACAUGCGGUGCUUGAGCAUGGGGUUGAAGAACUGAGCCUGGGCAAAUUUGUUGAUGUGUUUGUCAUCUUCUGCCUGGCCGCUAUUUGGUGCAUCAUGCCCUUUGAUGGAAUUGCUCUUUUGACACACUGGUUCUAUGACAGAGUCAUACAGUUAUUGACGCACAUGCCUCACAGCAGAAAGUUGGAGAAAGAAGCUGACAAAGUUGGACUUCUAUUUGCUGCAAGGGCCUGUUAUGACACCCGACAAGGAAGUGUACUGUGGACAAAAAUGUCUUACAAUGAAAAACUGGGUGACAGUGCCAGCAACCUGCUACCAGAGUGGAUGCAGACACACCCAGACAGCUUAAAGAGAGCUCAUUAUCUUGAUUUCCUUGAGCCAGAGGCAGAGAAGUGGAGAGAAGAAAACCGUUGCCCUAAACUACCACCCGGUGACCCCAGGGAAGCCGUGAAGGUUCUCUCUCAACACAUUGACAACAUUGUGAUCGCAAACAAAUCUGGACAAGAUCUACGGAGAGUGCAGCGCCAGCCAGGCCUUGUGACAGUGAAGAAUUCUUGA